Sugiyamaella lignohabitans is the source of this 3189-nucleotide messenger RNA. It is a transcript of the gene KIC1, whose product is annotated as putative serine/threonine protein kinase KIC1. NCBI's taxonomy places the organism in Eukaryota, Fungi, Ascomycota, Dipodascomycetes, Dipodascales, Trichomonascaceae. Bases 1 to 3189 code for a protein of 1062 amino acids. The transcript has a single exon. Gene Ontology annotation, biological process: protein phosphorylation. The record is from RefSeq and is a predicted model, not a curated record. Gene Ontology annotation, molecular function: protein kinase activity; ATP binding.
AUGAAUAAUAAAUUGGUAACUUCGAUAUACAGACGAGAUGAAGCGAUAGGCCGGGGCAACUUUGGUGUCGUAUACAAGGGGGUGAAUCUAGAAACGAACCAAGUCGUCGCCAUUAAAGUAUUGAAUCUAGAUACAGCCCAAGAUGACGUAUUGGACGUGCAACACGAGAUCACGAUGCUGGCCAGACUAUCUCAGCAUGAAGGGGCUAAUAUUACCAAAUACUUUGGGUCAUAUCUCCAUGGCACAAGACUGUGGAUUAUCAUGGAUCUUUGUGCUGGUGGAUCAGUAAGAACCCUUCUGAAAGCUGGCAAAAUAGAAGAAAAGUACACUGCUGUUAUAGUUAGAGAGCUUGUACAGGCUCUUUCAUACAUCCACAAGGAAGGGGUCAUUCACCGUGACAUUAAAGCGGCUAAUGUUCUAAUUACCAAAGAAGGUAAAGUAAGACUAUGUGAUUUUGGAGUAGCAGCCCAGGUUACGGCCACUAAGCUGAAGAGGUCUACUAUAGUUGGUACCCCUUAUUGGAUGGCUCCAGAGGUGAUUACUGAAGGUGCUCUUUAUAAUUCAAAGGCUGAUAUUUGGUCUUUGGGUAUUACUAUUUAUGAAAUUGCCACUGGAAACCCGCCGUAUUCGGACCAGGAAGCAUUCAGAGCAAUCGCUUUGAUUCCUCGUCAGAAACCAGCGCGUUUAGAGGGUCCUCAGUACUCAGCUGCUUUGAAAGAGUUUGUGGCAAUGUGUUUAGAUGAACAGCCUCAAGCACGUAUGUCAGCGGAAGAGCUCAUGAAACUCAAGUUUUUGAAAUCAUGUAAAAACACGCCAACGGCCAUAUUACGGGAUCUGGUAUCUCGGUAUAUGGUAUGGAAAGAACGACAUCUCAAUGUUCGUGAUUCAAUAGCUAUUUUGAACAACAAACCUAUUUCGGAGAACGGAGAGGAUGAUUUGGAUGAUGCAGAUGGUGAUGUUGCCAGUAGUAUUGAUAGUGAAGAUACGGUAUGGGAUUUUGACAUAGAUCCUUCCAGUGACUUUACUAAUGUCAUGGGAGGUGGUAUGAAUGACGGUUUUGUAGGCAAUAAUGGGUAUCCUAUAAAUACUUUGGUAGACUUUCCGUCAUCAUUACAACAAGUAGCUAAUGGGACUGCAGUUGCAAGUGCGAUAUCCCACAAUACUACUCAACCUUUACCGCAAGCACAAUCUCAGUACAAUACUGUGCUUCCUCAUCCGAAUUCAUUCCACCAUACAGUUACUACUGGUAAUGGUGGUGUUGGUCUCACACAUACUGCAUCUACCACUUUACUGGAGUACUCAACGGGAACGGUAGGACUAGGACUUUCGGACAAUUUAAACCCUGCGAUUAGUUCACCUUCGUAUCCUUCAUCACAACUGCACUCCAGAGAGUCAACAAUUAGAGGAGGAAUGCCUGCUCCGCAAUCUAUGGUUCCACCUGUUCCGGUAAUUGAUGGACCUCAAUCUCUUAUGGAGCUGUUUGAAGAUGCCUCGGUUACCCAAUCUAAUCCACUACCACCGCCUCCGCUCAUGGAACAAGGUGGAAUAUAUGCCUCGCCACCCCAGGGAAUGCUUACUUCGCAGGCAACUACGCCGACGGUAGAGAUUGAAAUUCCGACCUUUGAAGCUAUUACUGCUUCUGCUACUGCUUUCGUAUCUAAUAACUUCAACAGCGGUAGUAGUGGUGUUGGUGGUAAUGGAUCAUUGUCGUCUCCAGUUGUAGCUUCCCAACAGCAAUUACCUCCAUUACAACAAUCGUUGAGCCAACCCAGUCAAAUGUCAACGGGUACUGCGUUAACUAGAAAUGUUCCUCCACCACUUCCAAUUAUUCCUCCUCCAUCACUCUCUGAACUAGAUGCUAAUCUUCAGCCUGCAAUGCUUUCAGCAGGCUCUUCAUCAACCAAUUCUUCGGUGGUGACAUCUCCUCCAGUAAUGCUUCAUAAUCAGUUGCAUGCUGCUCACUCUCUUUCAAAUGGCUCAUCUCCUGUUUCCACAACGUCAGUACCAACGGCUGUGAAUUCUGUUCCUCCAGUUCCACCCGUGACAGCACCACCACCGCCUCCCAUAAUCGCCCCUUCACCAUUACAACAAACCCCAAUACCAUCAUUACCGCCUCCAACUCCUUCAUCAGCCACCCAUCCGAAUGUCAUAGCAAUGCCGUCUUCUGUCCAUAGCAAAGCUACCACUGGCCUGCAGCAGCAACAACAACCAACACAGAUGAUCCCGCCUCAAUUAUCUUCACACAGACGUACUCCAUCUCCGAAAAGAAUGACUGCUAAAGCACCUUCAGCUACCCAGAUGACAGCUGCAGUGCCUCCUUCUCCACCUAGAGAGCGGGACCCUAUGACUUCAUCUCUUCCGUCACUGCCUGCUCAGCCACAGCAACAUCAGGCAUUUUCGUCAUCCAGUCCCCAACUUCCUCUUAGUUCAUCUUCACGUAAACCUUCCUUGCCGACGCUCCCUGCACAUUCACGACCGAAGUUAAAAGCUGUACAGAGUGUAGAUGCUGUGACAAUGAGCGAGUCUGCUGGUCAUCUUCAACAGACUGCUACUGCGACGGCAAUAUCACCAAUUGCUACGAGUUCUCAGACUCCGCAAAUGGUCCCGGUUUCAGGAGCCGUAAGAGGCCCUACAUCGGGCUCCAAAAACCAUUCUGCUCCCAGUUUGUUAAGGCAAUCUUCACAAUCGAUUCGAGGAAGACAAAAUGGCCACAAUCUCCGGAUUGCCAUGCCUCCUCCUUCUGCUCAGUUUUCUUCCUUCCAGCAGCAACAGCAGCAACAGCAGCAACAGCAGCAGCAGCAGCAAGCCCAGCAGCAAGCCCAGCAGCUAUCACAGCAACAAGUCUUGCUUAAAGCUACAGGUGGACUUCAGGCACCUUCUGCACCCCCAGCAUUCUCAUCAGCAUCGUUACCACUGCUCUCUCAGUCACCUCCUAUAAACACAGGUCCUGGCCAGCCCACCAGUGCAUCCUCUACAAAUUCCACCACCUCAUCUGUUUCGGCUAAUGACGACACUUUAGAAGAUAUUGCGUCUGGCUACCAACUUCAGUUUCCACCAAUCCCUAAACUAGACAUGUCGGUACUGCUAGACUCGACACCAAAACGAGAGCUCAUCAACCAACUCGACGAUCUCCUUUUGUCGCUCACCAAUGGUUUGGAGUGUCUUAGCCUCUCCCUCGAGGGGCACUAG